Messenger RNA from Sinocyclocheilus grahami, 4629 nucleotides. It is a transcript of the gene slc12a7b, whose product is annotated as solute carrier family 12 member 7b. Gene Ontology annotation, biological process: chemical synaptic transmission; potassium ion homeostasis; cell volume homeostasis. The transcript has 26 exons. Gene Ontology annotation, cellular component: plasma membrane. Gene Ontology annotation, molecular function: potassium:chloride symporter activity. The coding region runs from base 119 to 3400 and encodes 1093 amino acids. The record is from RefSeq and is a predicted model, not a curated record. Lineage: Eukaryota; Metazoa; Chordata; Actinopteri; Cypriniformes; Cyprinidae.
UGAUGUCUCUGGCGUUUUAUUGGCAGCGUCACAGGCGCUGAUCAUCAGAGCACAGAUAGUUGCGCGCGUCUCUCCAGGGACCCUCGGCAGACCCAUCUCACCCUCUCUCUCCAUCAGCAUGGAGCCGGGGUCGAGCUCCUGCCCGCGGGGUGAUGGAAACCCAAGGGAAAGCAGCCCCUUCAUCAAUAACACAGAUGAUGAUAAGGGAACUCUGUAUGAUGGGAAAAACAUGGCACUUUUUGAGGAGGAGAUGGACAGCAAUCCCAUGGUGUCUUCACUGCUCAGCAAACUGGCCAACUACACGAACCUCACGCAGGGCGUCAGGGAACACGAGGAGGCCGACGAGGAUGAAGGUGCCAAGAAGCAGACAGUCAAGAGUCCACAGAUGGGGACGUUCAUCGGGGUCUACCUGCCCUGCCUGCAGAACAUCCUGGGAGUGAUUCUCUUCCUGCGAAUGACGUGGAUCGUGGGAACGGCGGGAAUCCUGGAGUCCUUUAUCAUUGUGUCCAUGUGCUGCUCGUGUACAAUGUUGACAGCCAUAUCAAUGAGUGCCAUUGCUACAAACGGUGUUGUUCCAGCUGGAGGCUCGUACUACAUGAUCUCUCGCUCUCUGGGCCCGGAGUUCGGAGGCGCUGUGGGUCUGUGUUUCUAUCUGGGCACAACGUUCGCCGGCGCCAUGUACAUCCUCGGGACUAUCGAGAUCCUCUUGACGUACAUGGUGCCCAGUGCUGCCAUCUUUAAGGCGGAGGAGAAGGCGCAGGAGGCGGACGCUCUGCUGAAUAACAUGCGUGUUUAUGGGACGUGCUGUCUGACGCUCAUGUCUCUCGUGGUGUUCGUCGGUGUGAAGUACGUGAAUAAGCUCGCGCUGGUCUUCCUGGCCUGUGUGGUGCUGUCCAUCCUGGCCAUCUACGCCGGGGUCAUCAAAACCAUCUUUGAACCUCCAGUUUUUCCGGUCUGUUUGUUGGGCAACCGCACCCUGCAGAACCACGGCUUUGACAAGUGCAUGAAGACAGAAAUAAUAGACAACGUGACCGUGACCACGAAGCUUUGGUCUCUGUUCUGUAAAGGUCCGGAGCUCAACGCCAGCUGCAAUGAAUACUUCAGCCUCAAUAACGUCACGGAGAUCCAGGGCAUUCCCGGCCUCACCAGCGGAGUCAUUUCAGAGAACAUGUGGGGAAGCUACGGUCCCGCUGGCAUGCUGGUGGAGAAAGCCGUGCCGUCGGUGCGGGCGAGCGACGCGUCUCAGGACAAACACCUGCCGUAUGUGCUCAAUGAUAUCACUGCCUUCUUCACGCUGCUGGUGGGAAUCUACUUCCCCUCCGUCACAGGUAUCAUGGCUGGAUCCAACAGAUCCGGGGAUCUGAGAGACGCUCAGAGGUCCAUUCCCAUCGGCACCAUCCUCGCCAUCGCAACCACCACCGUCAUCUAUCUGUCCUGCGUGGUGUUGUUCGGCGCCUGCAUCGAGGGUGUGUUGCUCCGAGACAAGUUUGGAGACUCUGUUAAAGGUAAUUUAGUGAUUGGCACGUUGUCCUGGCCCUCGCCCUGGGUGAUCGUGAUUGGCUCGUUCUUCUCCUGCUGUGGGGCGGGGCUUCAGAGUCUCACCGGCGCCCCCCGGCUGCUGCAGGCCAUCGCGCGGGACGGUAUCGUGCCCUUCCUCGAGGUGUUUGGUCAUGGAAAAGCCAACGGAGAGCCGACCUGGGCUCUUCUUCUGACGGCUGUGAUCUGUGAAAGCGGGAUUCUCAUCGCUUCUCUGGACGCUGUGGCUCCAAUCCUUUCUAUGUUCUUUCUCAUGUGUUAUCUGUUCGUGAAUCUGGCCUGUGCCCUGCAGACGCUGCUGAGGACACCCAACUGGAGACCACGGUUCAAAUACUACCACUGGGCUCUUUCGUUUCUUGGCAUGAGUUUGUGUCUGGCUCUGAUGUUCAUUUCCUCCUGGUACUACGCUCUGGUGGCCAUGCUCAUCGCUGGAUGCAUCUACAAAUACAUUGAGUACCGCGGGGCGGAGAAGGAGUGGGGCGACGGGAUCCGCGGUCUGUCACUCAACGCGGCACGAUACGCUCUCAUUCGAUUGGAGGAGGCGCCCCCGCACACCAAAAACUGGAGAAAAGGCACUUCCAAAACUGUUGCUGAGCUGUCGGUGAAACACCCUCGUCUCCUGUCCUUCACCACGCAGCUGAAAGCGGGUAAAGGUCUGACCAUCGUGGGAUCAGUACUGGAGGGAACGUUCCUCAGCAGAGACACCGACGCCAAGAGAGCAGAACAGAGCAUCAAAUCAGCCAUGGCCGCAGAGAAGACGAAGGGUUUCUGUCAUGUUGUGGUGUCUUCAAACCUGCGCGACGGCUUCUCUCACCUCAUCCAGUCGGCGGGACUCGGAGGAAUGAAGCACAACUCUGUUCUGAUGGCUUGGCCCACCAACUGGAGACAGUCCAACGACCCGCAUUCCUGGAGGAACUUCAUAGAAACCGUCCAAGAAACCACUGCCGCCCAUCAGGCCCUGCUGGUGGCCAAGAACGUGGACAGUUUCCCUCACCAGGAGCGUCUCGCUGAAGGAACCAUCGACGUGUGGUGGAUCGUUCAUGACGGCGGCUUGUUGAUGCUCCUGCCGUUCUUACUGCAGCAGCACAAGGUCUGGAGGAAGUGCAAGAUGCGCAUUUUCACCGUGGCUCAGUUGGAUGACAACAGCAUCCAGAUGAAGAAAGACCUGCAGAUGUUCCUCUACCACCUCCGUCUGAAUGCUGAGGUGGAGGUCGUGGAAAUGCAUGACAGUGACAUCUCAGCGUUCACCUACGAGAAGACGCUGGUGAUGGAGCAGCGCUCACAGAUGCUGAAGCAGAUGCAGCUGUCGAGGACGGAGCGCGAGCGAGAGAUUCAGAGCAUCACGGAUGAGUCGCGUAGCUCCAUUCGGAGGAAGAACCAGAGCGGCGCUCACGGCUCGGCCGUCAAUAACCAGAACGCACGACUAGAUGACGAUAAACAAGACGAGGCUCAGCUGAUCCACGACAGAAACACGGCGUCUCACGCAGCUCUAAACGACAAGACGGACGCCACGCCGGAGCGGGUCCACAUGACCUGGACCAAAGACAAGUUCUGCACCGAACGCAACCGCAACCGAGAGCCCAGCGCAAACAUGGCGGUGCGGGAUCUGUUCAGCAUGAAACCCGAAUGGGAGAGUCUGAAUCAGUCUAAUGUGCGCUGCAUGCACACAGCCAUCAAACUCAAUGAAGUGGUGGUCAAUAAGUCUCAGGGAGCUCAUCUGGUGCUCCUCAACAUGCCCGGACCACCCAAGAACAGAGGCGGCGAUGAAAACUAUUACUCAUACAUACAGGUUUUGAUGGAGGGUCUCAACCGGGUCCUGUUGGUGCGCGGCGGCGGUCGUGAAGUCAUCACCAUAUACUCAUAAAGCGGAUUGUAGCCCGACGCCCCGCAGGCAGGAAUUCAGUUUUUAUUUUUCCCACAGCAAAGCCGGACAUCAUGGAGACAGCUAGCAGCCGGGGUUUACAGCGGCGUUUCGUCCGGCUGCAUUCGUUACAGGACAGUGACUUUUGUGGCCCUCCUGAAGAGAGACGACGUGAAGAAACCAAGACGAACGAUGAUUCAAUCCGUAACGUGAAACUUUAAUUUAUGACUCUUUUAUUGUUUUCUUUUGUUUGUUCGUACAAUGUGUGCUAGUUUUUAUGUCUGUUUAUUGUGCAACAUCGUUUGGUUUUUCAAAAGACUUUUUGAAGCGCGUACUAGCCGAAGUUUUAUAAAAGUAAAAUUUGAGUUUGUUGCUAAUGCCUGUUUAAUAUCGAUUCAUUCGUCUCCAUCCUGCAUUGCUUUUUAUUUGCGUAUCUUAGCUACGAUUCAAACUGUCGCUUGAUACCCAAAAUGACAUCUACUUUUAGCGAACCAGGCUGCGAAACGAGUGUAUUCUUGUGGCGAAUCCAUAUCCGAGUUGCGAAAAUGCAAUUUUACUGUUAUCAAAGGAAUGUUUGAGUUUUUCACGUCGGCUAGUUUUAACAAUAAUGCAGCGCGGAUGAUGAAUGUGUCGGAUGACGUUACUGACUUCAUGAUACGGAUUGUGCAAUAACUUUUAUUCAUUAUCAAGUCAUCACUAGCCGAGCGUGGCGUCCACUUGUCGAGGGUUUUGUAUUAUAAAAGUUGAAAUGUUUAACGCAAACAGCGUAUAAGGAGAAAAGCCAUAAUAUUUGGUCUCGUCAUUGAGUACUGAGGUUUUGUUUUGGCUCUUAUCUUGGCAUAAAUCACUGAAAUCAGUUUAAUCGGGAUGAUUUCAGCUGUAUUUGCACUUUUUUAUUCGAUUUUUUCGUUAAUUGUGUGAUAAAAGCACAGGGCACAGCUGACCUGUCCAGCACACCAUUUGCUGAUGAUCAGAACCAGCACUGCAAAAUCUCCUUCUCUCAGCAAUAAAUGUGUUUUUCCCAUGAGCUGGAAUGAAAUUUAGUCUCUGUCUUGACGUUCAUGAUGUUAUUGGGUUGCUGGGUAUAUUAAACAGGGAGAAUCCUUUAUUAACCGGCAUUACUAGUAGAGUAAAGUAUAAAACCGUCUAGUUAACGAAAGCAAUCUAUUAGGAUUGAAGCUGAAGUGUUAUUCCUAGUGGCGUCAAAUGGAACUGCAGUUUGUUUGUUUGUU